Molecule: messenger RNA, 2503 nt
Organism: Lycium barbarum (goji berry)
Lineage: Eukaryota; Viridiplantae; Streptophyta; Magnoliopsida; Solanales; Solanaceae
Product: heat shock 70 kDa protein, mitochondrial-like
Exons: 6
Coding region: 175-2217 (680 amino acids)
Biological process (GO): protein refolding; cellular response to unfolded protein
Cellular component (GO): mitochondrion; cytoplasm
Molecular function (GO): heat shock protein binding; ATP-dependent protein folding chaperone; ATP binding
Source: RefSeq, a predicted model, not a curated record
GAACGUGGAAGCUUCUAGAACUCUGGGACCUAAUAGGUUUACAAUGCGCCGUCACCCAGUGAAUGUUUUCUCUCAAACCCCUUGCACAAGAAUAAAAUCUAAUUUGCCCCUUUCAUUUGCCUCCUCUCUAAAACCCUAAACCCUAACACACAAUCAGGAAUUAGUUUUCUUCCAAUGGCGACAUUGAUUGGAUCUCUUCUUCGUCGCCGUGAGCUUGCUACCUCUUCUCUCUCUGCCUAUAAAAUUUUGGCUUCCAACACCAAGCCUUCGUGGUGUCCAUCAGAACUUGGUGCUAAAUGGGCUAGUCUGGCUAGACCAUUCAGCUCUAAACCCGCUGGAAAUGAAAUUAUUGGGAUUGACUUGGGUACGACCAACUCUUGUGUUGCAUUGAUGGAGGGGAAGAAUCCUAAAGUCAUUGAGAAUGCUGAAGGGGCUAGAACAACUCCUUCUGUGGUUGCUUUUAACCAGAAGGGAGAACGGCUUGUUGGUACUCCAGCCAAGCGUCAGGCAGUUACCAAUCCUGCAAACACUCUUUCCGGGACCAAGCGUCUAAUUGGCAGACGCUUCGACGAUCCUCAAACACAGAAGGAGAUGAAGAUGGUUCCUUACAAGAUUGUGAGAGGCUCAAAUGGAGAUGCUUGGCUGGAAGCAAAUGGACAACAAUACUCUCCAAGCCAGAUUGGAGCAUUUGUUCUGACAAAGAUGAAGGAAACUGCAGAAGCCUACCUAGGGAAAUCUAUUAAUAAAGCUGUGAUUACUGUUCCAGCUUAUUUCAAUGAUGCUCAGAGGCAGGCGACAAAGGACGCUGGCCGAAUUGCAGGUCUUGAUGUGCAAAGGAUUAUUAAUGAGCCUACUGCAGCUGCACUCUCUUAUGGUAUGAACAACAAAGAAGGUCUUGUUGCUGUUUUUGAUCUUGGCGGUGGAACGUUUGAUGUUUCAAUCCUUGAGAUAUCCAAUGGGGUUUUUGAGGUCAAGGCAACCAACGGUGAUACCUUUUUAGGUGGAGAGGAUUUUGACAAUACCUUGUUAGAAUUUUUAGUUAGUGAGUUUAAGAGGACAGAGGGAAUUGACUUGUCAAAAGACCGCCUUGCCUUGCAAAGACUUCGAGAGGCAGCUGAGAAAGCUAAGAUAGAGCUUUCAUCAACUUCUCAAACUGAUAUUAACUUGCCAUUCAUCACAGCCGAUGCAUCAGGGGCUAAACAUCUUAAUAUCACACUAACAAGAUCAAAAUUUGAGGCAUUGGUGAACGACUUAAUUGAGAGGACAAGGAAUCCUUGCAAGAAUUGUUUGAAGGAUGCCGGAGUAUCUUUAAAAGAUGUGGAUGAGGUCCUUCUUGUUGGAGGUAUGACACGGGUUCCUAAGGUGCAAGAAAUAGUUUCUCAGAUAUUCGGUAAAAGCCCAAGCAAAGGUGUAAAUCCAGAUGAGGCAGUUGCCAUGGGAGCUGCACUUCAAGGCGGUAUUCUACGUGGUGAUGUUAAAGAAUUACUUCUUUUGGAUGUAACUCCACUAUCUCUGGGUAUUGAAACAUUGGGAGGUAUCUUUACUAGGUUGAUCAACAGGAAUACUACCAUUCCCACAAAGAAAAGCCAGGUAUUCUCUACUGCUGCGGAUAACCAAACUCAAGUGGGCAUCAAGGUAUUACAAGGUGAACGCGAAAUGGCAUCUGAUAAUAAGCUUCUGGGUGAAUUUGAACUUGUAGGUAUUCCUCCGGCACCAAGAGGUAUGCCUCAGAUAGAGGUCACAUUUGACAUAGAUGCAAAUGGAAUGGUCACUGUUUCUGCCAAGGACAAGGCUACUAGCAAAGAGCAGCAGAUCAGCAUUCGGUCAUCCGGUGGUCUAUCGGAAGAUGAGAUAGACAAGAUGGUCAGGGAAGCUGAAAUGCAUGCCCAGAAGGAUCAAGAGCGCAAGACACUUAUUGAUCUCAGGAACAGUGCAGACACUACCAUAUACAGCAUUGAGAAAAGCUUGAACGAAUACAGGGAGAAGGUCCCCCAGGAGGUGGUUACAGCAAUUGAGACAGCUGUUUCUGACUUGAGAGCAGCAAUGGGGACUGAGAACAUUGACGACAUCAAGUCAAAACUUGAUGCUGCCAACAAAGCUGUUUCCAAGAUUGGAGAGCACAUGGCUGGCGGCAGCGGUUCUGGUGGUGCAUCCGGUGGUUCACAAGGAGGAGAUCAACAACCACCAGAGGCUGAAUACGAGGAAGUCAAGAAAUAAAUUAUUCUAGGCGAAACUGAAGGGCGAGAGAGAUGUAAUAGAUCUACUUUCGUUCUAAACAUGAUUUAAUUUUUUCCACCCCAUACCCUUCUAAGUAUCUUCUGCUCAAGUUCAAACACUGGCUGUUGUAAGUCUUGAGUGGAUGUGAAUUUGUUAGCAUCGACUUUUUUCAGUAGAGAUGUGAUUAUAAUUUUUGCGAACAACUCAAUGUUGAAAUUGACCAAACUAUACUUGUUGCCCAAAUAAGAUAAAGAAGCCACGUCCUUUCGUGCUCUGGAUUCCUUUC